Acanthoscelides obtectus is the source of this 111-nucleotide messenger RNA. NCBI's taxonomy places the organism in Eukaryota, Metazoa, Arthropoda, Insecta, Coleoptera, Chrysomelidae. The record is from the annotation of a GenBank genome assembly.
UUUUAGCUUGGGAUCAGACAGUCAAAGCUCUAAAGAUAUAUGUCACUCUUAAAGAUGUCAACACUGUCGCUUCAGAGAAUGUUAAAUGUAACUUUGGGCCAAGAAACCUAG